This is a messenger RNA of Leptosia nina, 2100 nucleotides long. The record is from the annotation of a GenBank genome assembly. Lineage: Eukaryota; Metazoa; Arthropoda; Insecta; Lepidoptera; Pieridae.
AUGGCGCGCGCGUUCCUAAUUCAAAUUCUCGUCUUUAUUUAUACGGUUCGAUCAGAAAAUGUCGUUUCGACACCGGAGCCAAAGAAAAUUCUGGACACAAUAAUGAACCCAUCCUACAUACCAGCUGAAGAGAAACAUGGGUCAUAUUGGAGGAAGUCCGCUGCUGACACCUUAAAAGCCAAGUUACAAGAGACAGUUAACACAAAUAAAGCAAAGAAUGGCAUACUUUUUAUCGGCGAUGGUAUGUCCCUGGCAACUAUAAUGGCAGCAAGGACGUUUGAAGGUCAAACGGACAGGAAUUUGGGUGAAGAUAACACACUGUCAUUCGAGAAGUUUCCAGUUUCUGGAUUGGCACGGACAUACUGCAUAGAUGCCCAAGUACCGGAUUCUGCCUGCACAGCGACGUCCUACCUCACUGGGGUGAAGACAAAGUACGGAGUUAUAGGUCUAGAUGGAAACGUGACCAGGGCCUCGUGCUUUUCGCAACUUCAUAAGGCGAACUGGGCGCCAUCUAUCGGACAAUGGGCGUUGGAUAGCGGACUUGAUGUUGGACUCGUAACAACGACACGUGUUACCCACGCCUCGCCUGCUGGAAUGUACGCCCAUACUUCUGAGAGAAACUGGGAAUCAGAUGCUGAUGUACCAGAUGAAUGCUUGAGUCUGGGCUGCAAGGAUAUAGCUUAUCAGCUGGUCAUGGGAGACCCGGGAAAACAGUUUAAGGUGAUACUAGGUGGCGGUAGACGUGAAUUUCUUCCCAACAUCACCUCCCCCCUAACAAAUUACACUGGAAGACGAAAUGAUAACGUCGACUUGACUGACAUGUGGCAUGUAGACAAACUGGAGAGGAACGCCACGCACCAGUACGUCACAGAUAGAAAUGAACUGAUGAAGGUGUACAAUUCAGAUGACCUGCCAGAUUACCUGCUGGGGCUGUUCAAGGAUGACCACAUGGACUAUCAUAUGCAGGCUUCCAACCAGCCAACUCUCGAGGAGAUGGUGGAAGUUGCCAUUAAGAUGCUGAACCGCAGUGAAAAGGGAUACUUCCUGUUUGUUGAAGGAGGCAGAAUUGACCACGCACACCACGAUAGCUACGCCCAUUUAGCACUAGACGAAACAGUUGAAUACAGUAAAGCAGUCCAAAAAGCCAAGACUCUAACCAAUCCUGAAGAUACGCUGAUCGUAGUUAGUUCAGACCAUUCCCAUACCAUGACGGUGGCUGGGUAUCCCUCGCGAGGGAAUGAUAUCCUCGGAGUGGUGGAUACAGCUAAAGGCAUGGAUGGUAAACCAUAUACUACGAUAAGUUAUGCUAAUGGAAAAGCGAAGUCCUUAGAUGAGAGUGGACGAGUGGAUGUCACUAUACACAGUGAGUUUUCAAAAAAAGCUUUAGACUAUUCGUACCCAAGCCUGGUUCCCUUGGACUCCGAGACCCACGGCGGUGAGGAUGUAGCCGUCUUCGCAUCCGGACCCUGGCAACACCUCUUCACUGCCAGCUAUGAGCAGUCCGUAGUUCCACAUUUCAUGGCAUACGCCAUGUGCAUCGGAGACCAGAAACACGAGAACUGCAAACCAAAGAGUCGGCAUAGAACAUUCUGGACGUCUGAUGGCGUAGCCCAAAAACCGAAUAAAACUACCUUCUUUACAGAUUUCACACAAAAGAGAUUGUUCGAUGAGAAAAAUAAAGAAUAUUGGAGACAGCAAGCUCAAUGGACUUUACGAUCAAAAUUAGCAAGACCGCAGAACACCAAAGUAGCGAAGAAUGUCAUAAUGUUUCUUGGUGAUGGAAUGAGUAUCACCACGCUGGCUGCAGCUCGUGUGUACUUAGGACGGAAGUACGGCCUCACUGGAGAAGAAGUUAAAUUGAGCUUUGAGUCUUUUCCCCACACUGGAUUAGCUAAGACGUAUUGUGUAGACCACAAUGUUGCUGACUCUGCGUGCAGUGGGACAGCCUACCUCGCUGGGGUGAAGGCCAACAGUGGGACGGUGGGCCUUACUGCAGCCGUGAAGCGUGGGGAUUGCGAAGGGCAAAGGAACGGCGCUAAUACGGUCACUGGAUUAGUGGAUUGGGCACAGAAAGCUGGCAAAGCAACAGGUAUUAAAUAA